Molecule: messenger RNA, 911 nt
Organism: Diabrotica balteata
Lineage: Eukaryota; Metazoa; Arthropoda; Insecta; Coleoptera; Chrysomelidae
Source: the annotation of a GenBank genome assembly
UGUUGAUCUCAACACAGCGUACGAUCAUAAACAUGGAUAAGUUUGUUAAAAUUAUUUAUAUUUUUACAUUUUUGUACACAUUGUCGAGUGCUCAAACCACAAAUGAUUAUUGUCAAUAUGAUUGUAGUGGUAAGACCCAUACAGUUUGUCUUCGAAAAGAUGUAAACUGCGGUAAAGGAUCAACUUGCGGUUCAAACUAUCGACCUAUUCCGUUGACAGAUGCUGAUAGAAGAUUCGUGUUGGAUGUCCAUAAUAAAUUGAGAAACAAGGUUGCUUCUGGCCAGGAAACCAGUGGAAAUCAACCUUCUGCUUCCAAUAUGAAGGCUGUUAGUUAUAGUAAGGAAUUAGAAACUAUUGCCCAGUGCCACACCAACAACUGUGUUUUUGCUCAUGAUCAAUGUAGAAGGACAGCUCCAUAUAGCUGGGUGGGACAAAACAUAGGAAGUAGAUCAUAUUCUGGUUCCACCGGCGACUAUAAGACUGCAAGCAAUCUCACCAUCUAUUCCUGGUAUAGCGAAGUAAAAGAUUUUAAUAACAGUUGGGUCGGUUCUUUUGGAAACUAUCCCACAUCGAAAGCAGUUGGACAUUAUACUCAAGUCGUUUGGGCCAAUACCAUCAAAGUAGGAUGUGCACUGACUUUCUAUACAACGACUGACAACUGGAAUACCUACUUGAUGGCUUGCAACUAUGCACCGGGAGGAAAUAUCGUAGGACAAUCUGUUUAUGAAGUUGGUGCGCCUGCGUCAGCAUGCGGAGCGUCAGGCGUUAACCCCACUUAUUCAGCUCUAUGUGGACCUGAUGACAUUUUGGAUUCUUAAAUGUUGCUAGUUGUAUUCGUUUUGUGAAUAGAAUGUGCAAAUAUUUAAUAGGAAUUAUGAUAAGGUAUAAUAAAUAAAAUUCAAAAACACUCA